CUGUGGGGGUGGCAGAGGGGAUGGGGCACAGGGUGGCACUGGGGAUGGUGGAGGGACAGUGGGGAUAUGGGGGGUUUCUGAGGGGACAUGGGGAGGACAGGGUGAUGCUGGGUGUGCCAGGGGGCCCACGGGGGUGUCCCCAGGGUGGCUGAGAGUGAUGGCACUCUGGGAUGUCCCAAGGGUGCUAGUGGUGUCCCCAGUGUCCUGUGCCAUGCGGCCCUGCCUGCUGAUUGCCCUGGCCCUGCUGGGCACAGUUCCCACCAGCCGCUCUGCUCUUGCCAGCCCUGCAGUGGAGGAUGAGGAGGACGUGACAGAGCUGGAGAUGCCCGAGGAGUACAGCGGGUGCCGGGGGGCCAGUGACAAGCAGGCACUCGGUGUCCCCAGCAUGCCGGGCACCGCCACCUGCCGCUACGUCGUCAUCUCCCGCUGCCGCACCUUCCGCCAAGCGCAGCGCAUCUGUGCCCGGCGCUACUGCGGGCGCUUGGCCUCGAUCCACGAUUCCCGCACCAACGCAUUCCUGCUGCACCUGGCGCGCCGCAACACCAACGCCGGCCUGGUCUGGAUCGGCGCCGUCAGCCAGCCCGCCGUAAGGACCCUGCCACCACAGCCUCGGGGCACCCUGUCUCCUCCCCGUGUCCCCAGUGCCCACCCCGGGUGUCCCAGCCCCAUGCCACAAUUCCCAGUGCACAGCCUGGGUUCCCCGAUCCCAUUCCCAGUCCUCUCAGUGCCCACCAAGAGAGCCACAACUCCACCCCCGUGUCUCCAAUGCCCACCUGGGUGCUCCGGCCUUGUCCCAGUACCCCUAACGCCCAUCCUGGAUGUCCCAUUCCGCUGUCUCCCACUGCUGGGGAUGCCCACACCCUUUCUCCCCUGGCAGACGCCAUUCCCAAACUGCCACUGGACCGACCGGAGCCCCUGGAACUACAGCCGCUGGGUGCACGGGCACCCCCUGCCCGGCCGCUGCUUCUGCACCGCCCUCUGCACCAACAAUGGGCUCUGGAGGAGCGUGAGAUGCAAGAGGCGGCUGCCCUUCAUCUGCGAGAUAUGAGGGGCUCAGCCCUCCUGGGUGCCCCCCUACUGCUGUUCCCCUACAGGGGGCUGCACCCCCUCUCUCGGAGUACAAUAAAGCCUUGGUGUCAGCACUCACUUGGUGUUUGGGCAGGGCCAGGCUGGGUGCACCCAGGGUGGGCACAGAGGGGUUUUGGAGGUGCCCCUUCCUCCCUGCACAGCUCCUGUGCGGGCA
This is a messenger RNA of Passer domesticus (house sparrow), 1243 nucleotides long. Its product is annotated as bone marrow proteoglycan-like. Bases 158 to 1048 code for a protein of 296 amino acids. The record is from RefSeq and is a predicted model, not a curated record. Lineage: Eukaryota; Metazoa; Chordata; Aves; Passeriformes; Passeridae. Gene Ontology annotation, biological process: immune response. The transcript has 4 exons.